GGUAGUAUGACAGAUAUGUAGAUAUCAAUAAGAUAGCGUUGUUUGUCUAUAAAUUCUGUGGUGACUUUAUGUUCUUAUUUAGAUUCCUUGUUAACACAUGGAGAUCAGAAGGAAGAUCUUUGAUCUUUAUGAGAAAGGAGUGACACUUGGUAAAGAAGGUAAUUAUCGUGAGGCGGCUAAAGUUCUAGAACAAGCCAAACAAAUGGCAGAAGAGAAUUUAGACACAAAAGACAAAGUGAGACUGGGAGUUAUUUGUAUUCUGGGGGAGAUAUACAUUAAUAAUGGAGAAUAUACGAAAGGACAAGCUCUUCUUGAAGACAUUCUAUCAGUUCAGAGACAAGAGACACCUAAUGUUGUAUUAGCUGACAAAUGUUUAAAGGCAGCAAGUGCAUUUUAUGAGAGAAUUAGAGUUAUUGAUAUUAAUGUUGUCCCCAUCUAUUAG
This is a messenger RNA of Corticium candelabrum, 442 nucleotides long. RefSeq lists its product as uncharacterized. The record is from RefSeq and is a predicted model, not a curated record. Gene Ontology annotation, molecular function: protein binding. The transcript is spliced from 5 exons. Lineage: Eukaryota; Metazoa; Porifera; Homoscleromorpha; Homosclerophorida; Plakinidae. Bases 98 to 442 code for a protein of 114 amino acids.